Messenger RNA from Mauremys mutica (yellowpond turtle), 644 nucleotides. It is a transcript of the gene SOX15, whose product is annotated as SRY-box transcription factor 15. Gene Ontology annotation, biological process: positive regulation of transcription by RNA polymerase II; negative regulation of transcription by RNA polymerase II; cell differentiation. NCBI's taxonomy places the organism in Eukaryota, Metazoa, Chordata, Testudines, Geoemydidae. Bases 27 to 644 code for a protein of 205 amino acids. The record is from RefSeq and is a predicted model, not a curated record. Gene Ontology annotation, molecular function: DNA-binding transcription factor activity, RNA polymerase II-specific; RNA polymerase II cis-regulatory region sequence-specific DNA binding. The transcript is spliced from 2 exons.
GCGGGCGGGGGCAGACGGGGCCGGGCAUGGCCGAGGGGCAGGGUGCGGCGGGGGGGGCCGCCCCCCCGGACAAGGUGAAGCGCCCCAUGAACGCCUUCAUGGUGUGGUCCCGCGGGCAGCGCCGGCGCCUGGCGCAGGAGCAGCCCAAGCUGCACAACUCGGAGAUCUCCAAGCGCCUGGGGGCCGCCUGGCGCCGGCUGCCCGAGGCCGAGAAACGCCCCUUCGUGGAGGAAGCCAAGCGGCUCCGGGCCCGGCACAUGAGGGACUAUCCCGACUACAAGUACCGGCCCCGGCGCAAGGGCCGGGCCCCCGCCAAGGAGCCGGCGGCCGGGGGCCGCCCGCAGCCGCCCGCCGCCCGGGCCUGGGGCUACGGCGAGCCCCUGGGAUACCAGCCGGCCCGUUACCCGCCGGGCCCGGCCGCCGCGGGAUACGGGAACGCCGCCGCCGGGUACAGCGGCUUCUCCUACGGCCCCCCGGCCCCGACGCCCUACAAGCAAGACCCCGCCCCCCACCCGCCGGGGGUGCUGCCCCCCGACUUCCGCGACAUGAUGGCCGCCUACGGCCUGCAGGCCUGUGACGUGGGCGAGGGCUUCCCCCAGCCGCCCUACGAGCCCCCCGGGCCGGCGCCUCUGACGCCUCUCUAG